Molecule: messenger RNA, 3939 nt
Organism: Haliaeetus leucocephalus (bald eagle)
Lineage: Eukaryota; Metazoa; Chordata; Aves; Accipitriformes; Accipitridae
Product: alpha-2-macroglobulin-like protein 1
Exons: 31
Cellular component (GO): extracellular region
Molecular function (GO): endopeptidase inhibitor activity
Source: RefSeq, a predicted model, not a curated record
AUGCAGGACCCCAAAGGGAACCGAAUUGCACAGUGGCUGAACGUUACACCUGUGGGAGGCAUUGUGGAUCUGUCCUUCCCUCUGGCUGCAGAAGCACCGGUUGGAGAGUACACCAUCAAAAUGCCUGACCGCGCACAUUCCUUCAGGGUAGAGGAGUAUGUGCUGCCCAAAUUCAGUGUCUCCAUCCAGAUGCCUCAGGUGGUCACCAUCCUGGAGGAGAACUUCCGUCUCCACGUCUGUGGCAUGUACACGUAUGGGAAACCAGUCCAAGGUACUGUGAAGGCUGUGGUGUGCCGUAAACAUAUCCGCUAUAAUUGGAAGUCUUCCAAAGCCAAGCGCAGUAUUUGUAAGGAUUACGCUGGCAAGACAAACGAGGAUGGCUGCUUUGCCACUGAGGUGGAUAUUAAGAUCUACCACCAGAAGCGCGGUGACAAUUAUGAUUUCAACCUGGAAGCUGUGGCUUUUCUGAAAGAAAGUGGAACAGGCGUGGAGUUCAAUACCACUGAAAACUGCAAGGUCACUUUUGAUAUCACAACUCUCCAAUUCUGGGGAACAAGCUACUACUAUCAGCAAGGAGCUCCCUACUAUGGAAAUCUGGAACUCAAAAGUACCAAUGGGACACACCUGAAGAACAAGGAGGUGAUUCUUACAGUGUCCCAUGGUAGCAGGAAGCAGACCAAGACCUACUUUACGGAUGAUACUGGGAUGGCCUCUUUCACCUUAGACACGUCAGCAUGGGACAACAGCAGUAAAGUUCUGCUACAGGCAAAGACCCAGCCGGAGGACUUAGGCGGUCAAAAUGUGAGAGUGUCUUAUGGCACUGCAUCCCUCACACUGAGGGCCUUCUACUCAUCCAGCCGCAGCUCUGUGAGGAUCCAGCCAGUGCAGGCAAUGCUGCCCUGCGGGGAAGUGCAGCAAGUCACCGUGCACUAUCGCAUCCUAGCCACGGAGCUGGGGGACGGCGCUGCCAGAGCAGACUUCUACCACCUGGUUUUGGCCAGAGGAUCCCUUGUGCAUCACGGCCAAACAACAGUAUUUCUUGCUCCGCCGUUAGGUCAGUAUAGUGGGGCUUUCAAUGUCACUCUGCCCAUUGACCUCAUUUCACCCAUGGCUACCCUCUUUGUUUACACUGCUUUCCCUGAGGGACAAGUGGCAGCUGACACCUUCAGUCUGAAAGUCUCCAAGUGCUUCAGGAACCAUGUGAAGCUUGGCUUCUCAGACACAGUGGCCCUCCCAGGAUCGGCUGUCCAUCUCCAUUUGCAGGCUGCACCAGGCUCCUUAUGUAGCAUCCGUGCUGUAGACCAGAGCGUCCUUCUCCUGAGGCCAGAGGCUGAGCUAUCCAAGGAUAGUGUGUACAAUAUGUUCAGUUAUACUCAGGAGCACCCCAGGACCCUCACAGACUCUUACAGUGACUACUGUUCUAUCCACAAGAGCCCAGAAAUCAUCAGUUCCCCUCAAACCACCCUUCCACCAGAAACAAUGCCACCAUUCAUGUACGACAGAUACACUUACGCGGUGUCCCAACCAGACGUUUAUGAAGUGCUGAAGAAUUCAGGUCUAACAUUUUUAACCAGCCUUAAAAUCAAGUCUCCAAUUGAGUGCCGCACUCAGACCGCUUACUACUACGACUACAUGUCUUAUGGCAAGCUGGCAGACUUGGACAACUCGGACCGAGAAACAGAUGCUGCUGUUGAACGUGCUGAGUCAGAGCACAUUGAGCUGGGUAGCGAGGCAGGGCCAGUCAUUAGUAAAGCCAUUAAGCAGUAUUGGCCCAAGUAUCAGUCCAUGAGGCAUGCCACGGGAUUUCUGCCUCUCCAUCUCAUUUGGCUGGAUUAUGCCUAUUUUGAGGCAAGGACCAUCUUCUGGUUUGUGUAUGCAGAUCUUGAUUCAGGGGUUGCUGAGCUAGCUGUCACAGUACCUGACAGUAUCACAGACUGGAGAGCCAUGACCUUCUGCACCUCAGUGAGCCAUGGGUUGGGAAUCUCAGAGACCACCAACCUGCGGAGCUUCAAGCCCUUCUUCGUGGAACCCACCUUGCCCUACUCUGUUUUCCGGGGAGAGUCAUUUCCCCUGAAAGUCAAAGUCUUCAGCUACCUGAAGCAGUGCAUGGUGCUCCAGCUUAGCCUAAUGGACUCCAGGGAUUUUGAAUUUGUGCAUGCAAAUGUCAGGUUCACUAUUUGUCUGUGUCCUGAUUCAGCAAAAACAUUUUCCUGGGAUUUGAAGGCUACAAAAUUAGGGAAGGUGAAUUUCACUGUCACUGCUGAGGUGAUGGAGCAGGAAGAUGUUUGCACUGAGAAUACAGCUGUUGUGCCAGAGUCUGGAGGGAAGGACACAGUGGUUAAACACCUGCUGGUGAAGGCAGAGGGGCUGCUGGAGGAAAAGACCUACACCUCACUCCUGUGCCCUAAAGGUAGGUGAACUUCAGCUUCAGAGACAAUCACUUUCACUAUGCCAGAGAACAUGGUCCUUGGGUCGGAGAGAGCCCACAUCUCCUUCUUAGGUGACAUUUUGGGGACAGCACUGGACAACAUAGAUGAGCUCCUCCAGAUGUCCAGUGGCUGUGGUGAGCAGAACAUGGUUCAUUUUGCCCCCAAUGUCUUUAUCACACGAUAUCUUGAAGAAACAGGACAACUGACUCCAGAAAUCAAACAGAAGGCAAUUGGCUAUUUGGAAAGUGGAUAUCAGCGGCAACUCCUGUACAAGCACGCAGAUGGCUCAUACAGUGCCUUUGGGGAAGGAAGUGAGCCAGGGAAUACAUGGCUUACUGCCCUUGUCCUCAAGACCUUCAGCCAAGCCCGGGACUUCAUCCACAUAGAUGAGCAGAAUAUAAAGGAUGCUGCCAAUGCCCUGAUUAAAAGUCAGACUCCAUCUGGCUGCUUCAAGAGUGUGGGAAAGCUCUUCAACAAUGGUCUGAUGGACCCAGUUGUAUGGAAAGCUCUGAAAUGUAUAAAGGACCUGGUCGAUGCUGAUACUGACAGUUCCAACCUCUACAGCCUGGCACUAGCUGCAAAUGCCUUUGCAGUAGCAGGUGAUAAGGCCCUCAGGCAGAAAAUCCUCAAAAGAUUGGAUAAUGCCGCCAUAAUAUCAGAUGACCAAAUAUUCUGGAGCCAACAGUCAAAACAGGAAGAAGACUCCCUAUAUUGGUAUCGGGCUCCAUCUGUUGAUGUGGAAUUGACCUCUAGUAUCCUCAUGGCUCACCUUUCAAAGUCAAGUUUGUCUUCAGAUGAAAUCAGAAAGGCAUCCCAGAUUGUGUCUUGGCUCACCAAGCAGCAAAACCCUUAUGGAGGCUUUGCUUCAACCCAGGACACAGUGGUUGCUCUGGAAGCCCUAGCCCUGUAUGCAACCAAGACUUUCAGCAAGGAUGGCCCUGACCUUCAGGCUUCUCUCUCCUCUGAGGGUUUCAGCCAAAACUUCAAAGUAGACAACACCAAUCGCCUCCUGCUGCAGAGAGUGGAGCUGCCAGCCAUUCCCCAAGAUUAUACCGUGCAUGUGCAGGGCCAUGGGUGCCUCUUCCUGCAGGCCACUCUGCGGUACCACAUCCCUCCGCUGAGGACCGACGUCACCUUUGCCAUGUCUGUGCAGACAGAGUGCACCGCACCCAACGCCACCCAGUUCCCUGUCACCGUUCAUGCUCGCUACACAGGGAACCGUGUGUCCACCAACAUGGUCCUGAUCCAAGUGGAGCUGCUGUCUGGAUACAGCCCCGUGGCAGGUUCACUGGAAGAGCUAAAGAAAAUGCCUUUAGUGAAGAAAGUUGAAAGUGAAGCUGACCGAGUCAUUCUUUACCUGGAGGAACUGACUAGACAGCCUCAUACCUACACUUUGCUGGUGCAGCAGGACAUGCAAGUGAAGGAUCGUAAGCCAGCUACUAUCAAGGUCUACGAUUACUACAUGCCAGAAGAAACUGCAGUGAUGAGCUACAGUGCCCCGUGCGAGUGA